This is a messenger RNA of Drosophila biarmipes, 5405 nucleotides long. RefSeq lists its product as uncharacterized. The transcript is spliced from 2 exons. Lineage: Eukaryota; Metazoa; Arthropoda; Insecta; Diptera; Drosophilidae. The record is from RefSeq and is a predicted model, not a curated record. Bases 67 to 5331 code for a protein of 1754 amino acids.
UUGAAAUCGACCGGGUACUUUUAAAAUAAAUACAUCUUUAUAUUGGACACGCAUCAAAUCUGGAUAAUGUCGAUGCCAAACACCGAUUUGCCAGCUAGAUUGCAUAGGCAAGAGACGGUAGGAAGGACAUUGAAAAUGCACGCUCGAACGAAAAAUAAAAUUAUUAACGAAACCAUCGGUCAUGCUUUGUCCCGCGAAAUGUCGGAGAGUAUUGAUCAAGCCAGGGAAAAAGUCGAAAAUACAGGAAAGCGACAGUGCCUACCGAGAAAGCAGCCGAAAAGGAAAACACAUGAACAGAGUACCAUUGAAAAGUUUAGAAAUAUCGAUUUCUUUGGACAGCGCAACUCGAACACCUUACUAACCGUCCAGAACUUAGAGUUUCCGGACGCCAACAUCAAGCGCACUGAGAUGCACAAGCGCGAUGAAUGCGGUAAGAGAAAAAUCCGUGCCAAGGGAGUGGACUUUGCAAGCUCCAGCAACUCCCACUUUAGAGACGGCGUCCAGACUGUCAAGAUACGCAAGGAUGUUUGUUCCACCAUCAGUACAAUGCAGAAUUUCCAGGUUGCCAUUGUCCCUAAGAGCAAACAGACACAAAAGGGCUCCGCGGAAGAACCCGAUUCAGAGGAGCUGGUUGAUUUGAUGCACGUGCGUUCCUCGCGACCUCCCAAUUUCAAAGACGAGGAGUGGAAAAGCCCGUGCCCAGCCAGUUUCGUGGCCGGCGCACCGCGGCCCCGCAUUGGACGGUGCCCGAAAAACUACGAGCAGCUGGCCAAGCUAACACCCGCCCGCCAGAAAUUCUUUCUUACCCAGGAUCCACGUAAAUCGCACUGCCUGGUUAACCCUAUUGCGUUGCGCCACACUCCACUGACGAAGGAGCAGGAGUUCACCCUCAUCAGCAAGUUAGUCAAGCAUGGGGACAACCUCUGUGCCAGCACAGGAUCAGAGUCAUCCGAUACGCACAUCUGUGAGGUUAUAGAUUUGCAAAAUCCCCUGAGACUCGAUUUUCAUGGUAUGGACUACAAAACCACGUUUGAGCAGGAUGAGAUUGAACAGCAGAACGCAUUGACUUUCUGGCGCGUUCAGCGCUAUAUGGCGCGGCGAAAGGCCAAGAAGAACACCAAGGUGAACGUCGAAGCCGAACUGAAGGCGGAGCGACAGGCAGUGCCGCAACGGUAUACCACGAAGAUAAAGGACACGCCCGUGGAGGAGGUGUCGCCGCACCGAUCGCCACGCCUUGUGAACCUUUAUCGCAGUCCAGACAAGCCGGCCAAUAGGGUCAAGAUCGAGGAGGAGCGCAGGCGUCGAGUUGCUCGCUACAAGGAUAUCUAUCUGCGGAGAAAACAUCGCGAGAAAGAGCAGCAUGAGGAGCGCCGAAAGCAGAAAGCGUCCAUCAAAGAAAUAGAGUGUCAAACGGUAGCCAAGAACGAUUUGCGAGCCGACCUGGCGGUUAUCGAUGACGCCAUUGAGCGCAGCUUUCGUAAGCAUGUUGAGCUUAAACCCGUUAUCCGCAAGCGCAAAAUUUUCCCCAAGACCCUCACCGAAACGGAGAGGCUAAAGGCGAUUAUGCACCGCGAGGACUGUGUUAGGCGUGACAAGGCCCGGGUCACACAGCAGUUUUUCCUGGGCCGCACUGGCAAACAGAAGUAUCUUCCGGACGCAGAGCAGCAGGUGCGCUGCCAAGAGAGCAUGGAGGGAAGCGUAGGCUCCACACCUAGCGAGCAGAGCAGCGACGACGAGGACUUCCUACAGGUUGGCAAGAUUGGCGACAAGUUCCAUCUGCGGGGCUUCCACUUUAAGCACGGAGACGGCCUCCGCGGUAAAUUGCACCGGCACCAAAUUAUGCAGGGCCAGCGAACAGUAAAGCGAUGCCUUACGCGCGAGGAGUGGCUCAACGACCUGGUGCCGCACAAGGAGCCUAUCAGGCUGGACGUGGAGCGUGGCAUUAUAAAGGUUCUUGACCCUGAUGACCCUAAUUUGGACCUGUUUCCACCAGAGCCAUUGCUUGUUAGAAGGCGGGAACGCAUAAGCGCAGUCAAAGAAUUUGUAUAUCAGCGGCUUGGCCUGCAUUACCACCGCCGGCUUCGCAAGAACUUGAAAAUUGUUAAGCCCAAGCCUGCAUACAAUGUAAGGAAGUUUAAUCUCAUCCGCUACGUUUUUCCUGAGAAAGUACUUGUUCCAGACGGUCACGUCCCAGUUGAGGAAAUGGAGGUUUUGGACGCCACCAAGGUCAAUACAACUCUGGAGUAUGUCAAUCUAAAGCAGAAGCUGGCCCAGUCCAAGCACCAAAAAAAAAAAAUGGCCCGUAUGCAGCUACUCGGCCUGCCUUGCAUUGAAAAGGAGCAGCUAAGGGCGGCUGAUCCCUGUCUGGAGGUCGAGGAGGAGAUGGAUGUCGAUUGGGUGCCCACUCCAGAACCUCCGUACAAUGAGGGUGAAAGUCACCACCGAAAGGCGGGCGGAAACAACCGACCGGUAAAUGGACUACAUUUACAGGCGGCAUGCCAGAAAAGCGUCGGCCGCGGGCGGUCAUUCGCCGGUAUGGAGUCGCAACCGGCACGGUGGCGUGGGAAUAUGCCGGCACCCAAGACUAGGGAGAAGACCCUGACAAUACACCCGAGACGAAAGCGCGAUUAUGCUACAGAGCGCAUUCCAUCUGCAAUUUUCAAUGAAGUGCUGCGAAAUUCUCCAUUGCCGCUUCUGGAGCAACCAGAACCUGAGAAGCUCCGCUGUUCUAAUUUAAGGACCAAGAAACGCCCUUACACAGAAAUAUUUGAGGCCAGACACCACCACGAUCAUUGGGCCCCGACUCAGGUGAAAAAUGUGCACGUUCAGUAUCAGCCGAAGACCGUGCUUCCCGAGAUUACAAAGGUGGCUAAAAAGGUGCGGAAACCGGUGGUCAAAUUUGAGAAGGCUAACCCGCCCAGCAGCAAGUACGUCGACAAGGAUCUGACCAUGCCCAGCUACGACCUUAGCCAUAUGAUAUCAAAGCAUUUGGCUACAACCCGCAUUGAUAGUAAAGAGGCCACCGGUGAAAUAGUGCCUAACUUUUGUCGACCAUACGAUUUCGUUUAUCACUCGGGGGAUCCCAAUGAGCUUGCCAAAAUAGACUUUCCGGGUCGCAAACAGUAUCUGGAAAUGCUGCGUGACCCACAAGAGGCCAUUUACGAGGCCAAGGACAUUGACGCUGGGAAAGAACGCCUAUUAGUAGAUCAUCGUGAAGUGGUGGCGGAACUUGAGGAGGAUCUUAAAAGCAUUGAAAAUUGCCUUAGCUCGUUGAGCAGCUCCAAGUGCACUGAUCUGUCUAACGACAGCGGCAGCUACAUGGUAAUCGAGGAUAAGACUAAGUUGCCACUGGAUUACAUACGCAAACCACUGGUACCAUUUGAAGAGAUGCGCCGAGCACGGUUCCACGCAGCGGUUAUUGACGUAAACGCCGAGGACGAAGAUCCCUACCGCAUGCUGCCGUUUUCGGGGCAGCACAAAGAGCAGGCCGAUAUGCUAGGUCCCAUGGAUUCGUUUUUUACCUUUAGCACUCGCUUGCGAAACAGCUUGCGGCUGCGACUGGAGGUGCCCGUACCGGACGUUCGCAGGACCUUGCUUGGUCCUGGCAGCCGCAAGUACUACGGGGCGGUGAUUACCGAUCUCGACGAGAACUACGUUGAGGAGUUAAAGAGCCGCGCUACCGUUAAUGCCUUUAAGUUCAAAACCAGCAUUCGAUUGCUUAAGGAUGCCAUGCGCUUAAAGUACGAGUCUCUUUUAAUUCAAGGACAAAUGGUGCGCACUAAGAUAUACGAUCGCAUGAACGAGCGGCACUGGGUGGACAUGAAAAAUACCAAGAAUUUGUACGAGGCAUUGUUCGUCAAAUGGAAGAAGAAGGAGUACAACGCGGCCAUGACGAUGGUGUACCAAGUGAAGUCGUAUUACGAGACCACCGAUAAACUCAAGCAGGAGUACCGGGAUUUAGAACGCGAAUUGAUGAUGCUUAACAUGGAUAUUGUUUUUAUUGAGGGCCAUUGGAUCCGAUGCAUUAUGCUGCAGAAUUUUCACUAUCUAAUGGGGGACCAGGAUUGGCGAGCAGAGCACGAUUGGAUACAUCUGGUCCCGAAAAGUAGGCACCGCGGCAGUAUUCAGGCCCAAGUUAAAGAGGAGCAAUGCCCGGAGCAAGAAGCUGAGGAAAUGGAUGUGAAUGAAGAGGACUUCGAACUGGAGCCAUACGACGUUUCGAUCUCGAAGCGAAGUAUCGUCAACAUUCGGGUACGCGACAAGGACGAUGCCUGGGCCAUCCGCGCCUUCUACUAUGAAAUAUACAUGCAAAAGUUUCCUCCAAUCUUGCAGGUCUUUCCUGACGCAGAGUCUUUCUUGCAGGGCGUUGAGAGCCUUAAGAAUAAAACAUUUAUGCUGCUUCUGGAAAUGCACUUCACACUGUCCAUUCACACCGAGGUGCAGGGCCGACAGGAGACUUUUAUAGAUUGGUGCAUCAAAGACCUCAAGGAAAAGCAAGAUUACGUUGCUCGCAAGUCAGCAAAGAAAUAUUUUAUGGAGGAUCGCGCAAGGGAGAUGGAGGAGAGGGUCCACCAAUACCUUGGAGAGCCCAUCGAGGAGACUAUUGCUGACGAGGACUUUAACAAGCAUCGCGCCGUAUUGGCAGAGGUGUGGCGCCGCGUGGUUCCAGACUCGGUUCGCGGUACCAGCGAUGUCCUUCCAAGAGCUGCUGAUAUGGUAGCCGCCAUUAGCGACGUAGUCAUGGAGAUCCUUUCAAAGUUCGAAAACGUUCACAUUGAGAAGGUCCGGUCCGUGGAAGCCACGCUGCGAAAAAGACGUCGGUACAGGGAAAAACUCUCUUACCAGGCUUAUCAGGUGGAGCGCCGCAUUGACAUGGAGAUGAAGAAGGUACAACGCAACCUAGAGCCGCGUUCUAAGAAGCCGAAACGAGUGGGGCGCCUGCCAAGGCUUUACCUCAAAAGGAAGGCCAUUCCGGAGGAAAGAGAAGUGCUUGUAAUCUCUGAGAAUACGAAGAACUUUGUGCGGGCUUUUAGGGAGGACGGUUACCCCGGUGACCAAAUUACUCACACCUCCUUAUUGACAGUUGACAAUAUGCAGGAGCAGAUAGUGCCCUUCUAUUUUGACCACUUCCUGAAAAUCAACGGGUAUACGCCGAAUUACAACUUUAGAACAAACGUAGAUUUGCGUGAUGGAUCAGAAUUCAAUCGCCUGAAAGUACGUGAAGUUCUACCAGAUGUCUUGGCCAGACUAGAAACUUGGGAGACAAUGCACAAGAAGAUUAUGGAGGAAAACAUCCAGAGAAACCCGAAGAUGUAUGAGAAUGUAAUUUAGCAGCAGCGAUAUUAUUUCGAUUGUAGUUGUACCGUUUUAAUAUAUUAAAUUUUCAGUUUUUUUUGUAUCAAUAA